GCUGUGUACCCAUGCAGGACUGGCUGUUCUUUCGUGUUCCCUUCUCCAACCAAACGAGCUCCUUCAAAACAUUCUCAUCGGAUGCGACAAAUUACUACUAAGUGAACGCCAACGCAACCCCAAACAUCCAAGUCAACGAGGAGAGGAAAUUCUGGGCGCGGCGAACAACUACAAAAGAAAAUGAGGUGUCCUGCCGAUGUCACCGAAAAAGAUUUUCACCAUGAGAAGCACAAUCCCCUCCACGUUAAACAGGAAGAGGAGUCUGAGAUGCCGUACAUCAAACAGGAGGCAGAGCCAAAGACCCCCGACAUGAAAGAAGAAGACCAGGAAGUUGAAAUCCCCAAGUUUCCAAUGGGUGUCAGUGUUAAGAGGGAAGAAAACGAAGGUCCGAGCGGAGCAGCGAACCCUUCGACCGACAGCUCAUUUCAGCACUUGACGACAAAAGAAGAGGGACGAUCGCAACCGGACGGCCUCUUAGUUCCGCUUUCGGACAGCGACGACAUAACGUCACACUCUUCUGACUUUAAUACUGAUGAGGAGGAUGAUGACUUUGACCAAAAUGCUUCAAAAUCUUUAAACGAGUCAUCAUUGAAAAGAGAAACAAAGGAAUGCGCGGUUGGGAAACCUUUUGCCUGUUCACUUUGUGAUAAAACAUUUCCCUGGAAAUAUAACUUAGAGGCACACAUGCGUACACACACUGGAGAGAAGCCUUUUGUCUGCACACUUUGUGGUAAAAGAUUCAUCGAGAAGAGAUGUUUAAACAGACAUACAAGUAACCACACUGGACAGAAGCCUUUCGCCUGCACACUUUGCCAUAAAACAUUUUCUUCGAAAUAUCAUUUAAAAAGACACAUGCGUACACACACCAGGGAGAAGAAGCCUUUUGUGUGCACGUGUUGUGGUAAACGAUUCACUCAGAAGGGACAUUUAGUAUCGCACACAAGAAACCACACUGGAGAGAAGCCUUUUGCCUGCACACUUUGUGAUAAAAGAUUCACCCAUAGUGGAAAUUUAAACAUUCACACAAGAACACACACUGGAGAAAAGCCUUUUGCCUGCACAUCUUGUGGUAAAAGAUUCUUUGAUAAGAGAGGUUUAAGCAGACACGCAAGCAGACACACCGGAGAGAAGCCUUUCGCCUGCACACUUUGUGGUAAAAAAUUCUUCACGAAGGCAAAUUUAAACGUUCACAUAAGAACACACACUGGAGAGAAGCCUUUCACCUGCACACAUUGUGGUAAAAGAUUCACUCAGAAGAUUGAUUUAGAAAGGCAUAAGCGCACACACACUGGAGAAAAGCCUUUUGCCUGCUCACUUUGUGGUAAAAGAUACGCUGAUAAGACUGAUUUCGAAAGGCACAAGCGUACACACACUGGAGAAAAGCCUUUUGCCUGCACAUCUUGUGGUAAAAGAUUCCUCGAUAAGAGAGGUUUAAAGAGACACACAAGGAGACACACUGGAGAGAAGCCUUUUGCAUGCACACUUUGUGGUAAAAGAUUCGUCGAUAAGGGAGGUUUCAACAAACACACAAGAAGACAUGCUGGAGAAAAGCCUUGUGUAGUGACGGUGAGAUGAAGCCUCAUGAGGCAUUGCACCACUUGAGCCAAUUGGUUCGAGAUAGGGUUCAUUUCUCGGAGCUUCAUGCGUCCACAGAUCCACCUACUGGCCAAGUGUAUAAUCGCAGUCAUUUGUCUCCCAACCACAUGAGUGAUUCGUUAAUUUUUGUGUGUGUGUCUGUUGGGAAGGUGUUAUUUAGCAAAAUAUUGUCUGACCAAAUCCUCGAUCUACAUAGAUUAUCAUGCAAGUAGCCUAUUUUUUUUUCUUUAGCUUUGUUUUAAUUACUUUCCAGUCAAAGAAGUUGAGUUUGGCAUACAUCUUCAGCAAUGGGAUCAAACUCAUAACCUGAGUGACCAUAAUCUAUGAGGCCAGUACCCCCUGAAUCGAAAAGAAAAAAAACAAAAAAACCCUGAAUCGAAAAGAAAAAAAACAAAAAGGACCUAUAGAUAUGUAAGAUAAGUUGUAUGCCAAAUAUAUUAUGCCAGUUUGCUCUCCCACAGCUAUUAUACGCGCACUCCCAAGCUAUUAUGAAGAAUACAGUUUUAGCCCAUAAUCAUGUGCUUACAUUUUUAUUAUCGGCAAUUGCUCACAUUCUGCUGAUAGAUACACACACAUGUUGAUUCAUCACAAAACGUCUCAGUACUUUUCCACCAAGCUACAGUACUUUGAGUGCAAAUAUGUGUUCAAAACAAAGAUAUCUUGCCCGCUCAAGAGUGUGACUGUUAAUUUAAUCAAGAGUGUGACUGUUCAAUCAACGACUAGAAUAAGGAAAUUGCCCGAUCGAAACUGCCACGUUGGACAUCAGUGUUGUAACUGUAUUCUGCCCAGCAACAAGCCCUCAAUAAAAGUUAGCAGUGCGGGGGAGCUCAGAGAGAGACUUCGAUGAGACAUUGGUCGCGGAACUCUGUCUCCUUGCUCUCCCAACCUGCAGGUUGAAAAACGUCAACUGUCUGACUCUGUCUCACUUUAUGCCCUGCCUUUUGUCAGCUUGCCUUGGGUAAAUAAGUUAAAGAACGAGUUGUAGACCUAACAAGAUAUGAAACAAAAACGCACACAUAGACAUACAGUACCUUACAAUCAUAAAAAAUAUUGAUAUGGCGAUGUCUCCUGUAGGUCAGCAAUGCCGAGCAGCUCCCCAAAAUUCAAUGCAAAACAAAUUAUACAUAUGAGCUUUUGGGUCCAGUAAGAGGAGUGGCUACAUACAGUCACAGUCAUACAUCACUCAUGAAGUAAAACAAUAUAUUUUUUUAAUGUAAUGUGUUUGUGUGAAAAUGAUUCCAUAAAUUGCAUCAUCAUAAUGUGGCAGGAUGUGCAAUGUGUUAUUUUUCCCUGAAAAUCACAUGUGCGAAUAUAUCCGGUGUUGCAUGGAUCCGCGAAGCAAUCCGACCCCUUGCCCAGGACAGGACUCAAACCCACCGCGCACGGCGCAUCCAGGACGGCAGGCGGGUGCUUAUGCUUGAGUAAUUUGGACAUUGAUGUAGCAACAGGAUGGUAGGGGUUUUCAUUUUUUUAUUAAAGACAGUUCUCCACAGAGAGGAAGUACUGUUUCUUGCUGGCUGGCUCCAUCCUAGUAUCAACU
This is a messenger RNA of Corythoichthys intestinalis (scribbled pipefish), 3136 nucleotides long. Its product is annotated as gastrula zinc finger protein XlCGF57.1-like. The record is from RefSeq and is a predicted model, not a curated record. The transcript is spliced from 3 exons. The coding region runs from base 181 to 1575 and encodes 464 amino acids. Gene Ontology annotation, cellular component: nucleus. Gene Ontology annotation, biological process: regulation of gene expression. NCBI's taxonomy places the organism in Eukaryota, Metazoa, Chordata, Actinopteri, Syngnathiformes, Syngnathidae.